AUGGAUCCCUUCACGGAUCAGUUGACUCCCAAAGUUAGAAAACGGGUCCCCAAAGCUUGCGACCAUUGUCGCAAGCGGAAAAUUCGGUGCGGGAUGGUCAACCCAACCACAGACAUGUGCGACAACUGUGUGAAAUUCGGAGUUCCCUGUACGUUCAAGCACCACCAUGAAAUGGAACGACAACGCCUUGUUCAAGGAUAUGACGUUGAAAAACCACGAGUCUCUGGCGGCGGAGCGAAAAACGCCCGGAAAAGUAGCAUGUCGCUGUCAAAAACCGAUUUGAAUGCCCUGGCAGAGACCACCCGCUCGGAUUCGCCCUUACAUGCGCUUGAAAACAAGCUGGAGGUCCUGGAAUCACAAAUAAAUGUGCUACUCGGGCUUCUGUCGAAGAAAAGCGCCCCUCAAAGCUUUUCCAAACCUCAACAUCAAGCAAUGGCCCUCAAGGGCUCAAGGCUACGACAAGGCCAGACUGUUAAGAUACCGGGUUUGAUUGAUGUGUCUCCACAUCCGAAACCAAAACGCUACAAAUCUUCUUUGAUCACCAAGCGACGUAUCGCAUGGCUUCGCAAGCAGGCCAAGCUGUGUUACGGGCAACAAAAUCAGACCAACUCCAAUGCAGAUGCUGAGGUGCCAGUAGUAACCUCCUUUGCCCCUCUCAUGGACGUGUUUGUAGUAUCAUCCAAAUGGUACGUGGCAGAGGUAAAGAAACUGAUUGAUUACUCUAACCCAUUUGUUCCCGUUACUGGACCACAACUCUAUCCACUACCACCAAAGCAUGUUGUCCAAAAAAUGAUGCAAAUGUGCGAAUAUCGCAUUUUUAAAGGUGCUUUUAGUAUAGUGGGCUACAGUGAGCUGGCUGCAAUAGUUGACCGAUGUUAUGCUGGAGAGAAACUUUCCUAUUCUGAAUAUCUACUAAUUGAUAUCUGGAUUUGCGUCUGUACAGUUUAUGAUGUCAGUGGAACAGAUGACUACUACUUAAAGCAACCAACUUCAGAAAUGCACAUACGUGAAAGCCACAUGCUUCUCAACUCCAUGUAUCAGUACCAUAAGGUAUCUUUGAUAAGCGAAGGGUUCCGGUCUGUGCAAGCCCUUCUCCUGUUAUACCAAUACGUUCAAACUAAAAUUAGCGCAAACGUUGCUUAUAGCAUCUUUUGCGUGGCCCAGAGGUAUGCACAAGACGCGGGGCUUCAUAAGCGUAAGUCUUAUGAAGGUCUUAGUUUUGAGGACUCGUGGUUAAGACUCAAGAUGUGGUAUCUGUGUGUCACAAUUGAUGCACAUUUAUCUUUGGCAUUUUGUAAGGCUCCUUUGAUAAACAUUGAUGAGACUGAUGUCUUCACAGAGGAUUUCUAUGCCGAAUUCAUCAAGAAUCACGAUCUUGGCCGCAAAUUGACUUCCGAACAAGAACUCUCAAACGAUGAUAGUCUCGAACACUCGAUCUCGCUUCUUUUAACCAGCCCCGAUACUCUUCUUCUUGCAGGAUGUUACUACGGGAUGCAACUGAGCGAAAUUUCGGGUAGAAUUUACAGAGAUCUCUUGGGGCCCGACGUUAUGUACAGAACAACAUUCGACGAGGUUAUUCGGUGCGCUCUUUCGAUUCUCAGUGAUUUGAGAGAAUGGGAUGAGACAUUACCUAAAGAACUGUCGAUUGAGCACUACGAAAAGCACAUUGAAAAUCUUCAUAACAAAACUGAGACAGAGGUUACAAACAUUCACUCCGAAAUACUUUCAGUAAGUGUUCUAUCCUUUCAUUUUGAACGCUUGUAUCUGACGAUGCUGGUAAGUCAAAUGAUGUCUUCCUUUAUCAAUGACAACACUGAAAUACACUCGCGUUCUACUUUCAAUGUCGAGCUCCUGCAUGAAAGCACGCUUCAAGAUCUGCGUUUUUCCGCUAUGCAACUUAUAUCAGUAUGGCCUCAAAUUAAGUUCGUUCCUCACAUGUUGCAGAGAAUGUUUUACAUCUUAAGCGUGGGUGCUUACGGGUUGCUUCUAACGUCGAUUGCGUCCGCUCAUGAAGAAGAGACGGCCAAAUACAUUGCUGCUUUAUGCAAUGCUUACACGUACCUAUGCAAUGAGGGUGACUCAAAACUUUUGGAAGACAACAUCAAAUGGAAUGUUUCCAUGUUUAUUUAUACCUUCCUUCUGAUGCUUGCAAUCCAAUCUUUUAAUAGCUUGUGUCCCCAGGCAGGCAACUACAAUUUCACUUCCGACUCCAUCAGUAACAAGUUUGCUUUUUGGAUGGAUCGGUGUGAGCAGAACAAAGUUGUCGCUGUAAACCAGCUGCGCGAACACUUGAAUAUCUUUGCACCCGCUGCCGGCUUACCUGAUGGCGCCGAAAACGAUGAAGUAGCGUUGGAAAGAAUGCGUAAAGAAUCGGAUUUUCCCAGGGCAUUCCACCUUUUCAGUGAGGUUAAUGUUAACGAUUUCAAGUGUCUUUUAUCGUCACUUCCCAUCCAAAUUGUGUCUAGGGACAAUUUUGCACCAUCUAGUGGAGAGCAGGAUUUAGAAGUCAAAAGUUCAUUGGUAAACCCUGGCCAGGAAGCUUCCGCAGUUGGGAGCGAACUGCUUAAUGGCUUCGAAGGAUCUUUCGGUGUGAAUUUCAGUCCUAACGAUGUAAAUGAAGUUCCAGGAACCACAUUUUCAAGUGAUCAGACAGAGUUUGAAAAUGCCUUAGACAAUUUGUUCUUCGAAAGAGAUUUUGCUUUCCCAGCCAUGAUGUAA
Messenger RNA from Lachancea lanzarotensis, 2718 nucleotides. RefSeq names its product LALA0S08e02256g1_1. Gene Ontology annotation, biological process: regulation of DNA-templated transcription; DNA-templated transcription. The record is from RefSeq and is a predicted model, not a curated record. Gene Ontology annotation, molecular function: DNA binding; zinc ion binding; DNA-binding transcription factor activity, RNA polymerase II-specific. The transcript has a single exon. Bases 1 to 2718 code for a protein of 905 amino acids. NCBI's taxonomy places the organism in Eukaryota, Fungi, Ascomycota, Saccharomycetes, Saccharomycetales, Saccharomycetaceae.